Messenger RNA from Lachancea thermotolerans CBS 6340, 1314 nucleotides. RefSeq names its product mRNA splicing protein PRP46 (gene PRP46). Bases 1 to 1314 code for a protein of 437 amino acids. Gene Ontology annotation, molecular function: protein binding. NCBI's taxonomy places the organism in Eukaryota, Fungi, Ascomycota, Saccharomycetes, Saccharomycetales, Saccharomycetaceae. Gene Ontology annotation, biological process: mRNA splicing, via spliceosome. The record is from RefSeq and is a predicted model, not a curated record. Gene Ontology annotation, cellular component: catalytic step 2 spliceosome; Prp19 complex; precatalytic spliceosome. The transcript has a single exon.
AUGUCCAUAGAUCGAAUUCAUGGUCCAGAACACGCUCGAGAAGUAUACUUGAAACACUUGUGGGAAAAGCGGUUCAAAAAUCUUGCCCAAGUUUCCCCAGACCUACAAAAGAAAAUUGAAGACAGGAAGAACGUGCUCGAGCGCUACGAAGAGUUUAGAAGCGCAUCAAGCGCACCUUCUGAGCCUUCCACUGGCGCUUUAGUUCAUUACGAGAAACCCUUGCCAGACACAGCCCAAACCGCGUCUUUGGUGCGAAAAGUAUAUCGCGAAGACGAUUCAUUUAACUUACUUAUGGAACGCCAGAGCCGACAGUUAGCCCUAGAGCCCAGUUGGCAUGCUCCUUGGAAGCUAAUGCGAGUAAUCAAUGGACACAACGGCUGGGUUCGAUGCGUAUGCGUGGACCCUGUCGACAACGAGUGGUUUGCUACUGGAAGUAAUGACACAACGAUCAAAGUUUGGGAUCUAGCCAGCGGAAAGCUUAAAUUAACGCUAGCAGGCCAUGUAAUGACUGUGCGUAGCAUUGCAAUCUCACAGCGACAUCCUCUCAUGUUUUCUGCCAGCGAAGAUAAGCUUGUGAAGUGCUGGGAUCUUGAAAAAAACACUGUGGUAAGAGACUACCAUGGCCACUUUUCAGGCGUUCAUACGGUUGACGUCCACCCAACUCUGGAUCUAAUUGCAAGCGCGGGAAGAGACGCUGUUGUUCGGCUCUGGGACAUCAGAACGCGUGUUCCGGUUAUGACGCUUGCUGGGCACAAGGGGCCGAUUAACCAGGUCAAGUGCUUUCCAGUUGAUCCUCAAAUAAUGAGUGGCUCCGCGGAUAGCACGGUGAGGCUCUGGGACAUCAGAGCUGGUAAGGCAAUGAAAAUUUUGACACACCAUAGCAAGAGCGUUCGCGCGAUCGCGGGUAACCCCUCAGAGUCUUCGGUGGCCACAGCCUCCACGAGCGACAUCCGUUCGUGGCGUCUUCAAGACGGGCAGCUCCUGACAAACUUCCGCUCCGAAGACACCGGAAUAAUUAAUUGUCUUUCAGUAAAUCCCGAUGGCGUCUUAUUCGCGGGCGGAGACGAUGGCCAUCUGUCAUUUUACGAUUAUAAGACCGGACAUAAGUUCCAGGAUCUACCUACAAUCAAGGUUCCAGGAUCUUUAGAAAGCGAGCGCGGAAUCCUAUCCGCGUCUUUCGAUCAAACAGGCCUAAGGCUGAUCACUGGCGAGAGCGACAAAAGCAUCAAAGUGUGGAAGCAGAUUCCAGGUGCUACCCAGGAAACGCAUCCAAAUCUCCCCUGGAAUCCUCGCUUGGAAUCCCAGCGGUUCUGA